Molecule: messenger RNA, 2295 nt
Organism: Rhipicephalus sanguineus (brown dog tick)
Lineage: Eukaryota; Metazoa; Arthropoda; Arachnida; Ixodida; Ixodidae
Exons: 1
Coding region: 1-2295 (764 amino acids)
Biological process (GO): DNA integration
Molecular function (GO): nucleic acid binding
Source: RefSeq, a predicted model, not a curated record
AUGUCCGAAAUCCUGAGUGGACUAACAGGAGUCGUCAAUCUCAUGGACGACAUUCUCGUCUUUGGCCGCGAUCAAGCCGAGCACGACGGAAACCUUGACACGACUCUCAAGAAGCUUGCUUCCUCUGGAAUCACCCUCAACCGCUCUAAAUGCGCUUUCAGCGUGAAGGAGGUGACCUUCCUAGGCUGUGUCAUCAGUAGUCAAGGCAUACGUCCCGACCCUAAAAAAGUCGAGGCUAUCAAGUGUCUCCCGCCGCCUACAGACGUCGCCGGAGUCCGCCGGAUCUUAGGGAUGGUGAACCAUCUGGCAAGGUUCCUGCCAAAUUUGGCCGAAAGGACAGCCGCUCUCCGCGUUCUCCUCAAGAAAACGUCGGAGUGGACAUGGGGCCCCGCUCAGGAAAAAGACUUCCAAAACAUCAAGGACCUCAUCUGUUCGGACCAGUGCUUGGCAAAGUACCAUCCGGAGUAUCCUACUACACUCUCAGCAGACGCAUCAGCCUACGGAUUGGGCGCAGUACUGCUACAAGUGCAACCGGAUGGGAACAACCGCCCAGUCGCAUUCGCCUCAAGAUCCCUAACGCCCGCCGAAACGCGGUAUGCUCAGAUAGAAAAGGAAGCAUUGGCUCUAACCUGGGGAGCCGAACGGUUCGAAGAAUACCUGCGUGGUCUCACGGCAACCUUUCAAACAGAUCAUCAACCUUUGAUCACCCUCCUGGGAAAAGAGUCUCUCGAUCUGCUGCCACCACGAAUUCAACGCUUCCGCAUGCGCCUCAUGCGCUUCAGCUACGUCAUGCAGUACGUCCCAGGAAAAAGUAUUGCUACUGCUGACACUCUCUCGAGAGCACCAACUGCAAGCAGUUCGACAGCGGGAACUCUCACUUGUGAUGAAGUGAGCGCCUACGUAGAGGGUGCACUCAUGGGUCUGCAAACUUCCGCCUUCGAUCCAGUGAAGAAAGCUCAAAAGGAAGACGAAGUCUGCCAGCGUAUUCUGUGCUUUUGCCUCAACGGAUGGUCGGAAAAACGCAGCGUCCUAGCCCCCCUCUCUCCGUUUUGGCAGUACCGAACAAGUCUGUCUGAAAACGAUGGCUACCUGCUGUACGGAACGCGCCUAGUGAUUCCUCAUUCUCUGAGAAGCGAAAUUCUCACUCGCCUACAUGAGGGUCACCAAGGCAUCGGACGCUGCAGAGAAAGGGCAAAGCGGUCUGUGUGGUGGCCAGGAAUCUCAUCGGAACUCCAGCGAAUGGUUUCUAACUGUGAAACUUGUGCUAUAAACCGACCGCAAAGAGCCGAGCCGCUUCUGCCGACAGUUACACCAGAGCUUCCAUGGCAGAUGGUGGGGAUCGACUUAUUCCAACUUCGGGGAAAGAACUACCUGAUAUGUGUGGACUAUCGCUCACGGUACCCCGAGAUUGCACUCCUUGCUUCCACCUCCGCAGACGCCGUCAUUAACCACCUCAAAAGCAUUUUCGCUCGUCAUGGCAUCCCUGUGACAGUGGUAUCCGACAACGGCCCGCAGUUCUCGAGCUCGGCAUUCGCAGAAUUCGCUAAAGCAUACGGCUUCAACCACACCACGAGCAGCCCUGUUUAUCCACAGGCCAACGGGGAAGCGGAACGCGCCGUUCAAACAGUGAAACAUCUGCUCGAGAAAGCAGACGAUCCGUACCUCGCCCUACUGGCCUACAGAGACACGCCGGGGCCGACAGGCUUCAGCCCGGCUAAAUUGCUCAUGGGACGCCAGCUACGCUCUCGAGUUCCUGCAUUUCCUGCCCUCCUCGUUCCCGGAAACGUCGACAACAAACAAGUGACGAAAAGGGACCUCGAAGCAAAACAACGCCAGAGGCGAAACUUCAACCGUCGUCAUGCGGCUAAGGACCUACCAGCUCUCUCUCCAAACACCCGUGUCUGGGUGCGAGACCUCAAAUGCGAGGGGGAGAUAACUCAACAAGCAGACACUCCCCGCUCCUACUGGGUCCAAACAGAGCGCGGACACGUGCGUCGCAACAGAAAGAUGCUCGUCCCAUUGCCGGCCUCACAGAAGAAAGCGCAACCGCUUCCCUCCUCAUUAUUCUCCGACACUGACGACGAAGAUUUCGAGCCGUCGACAGUCGCGGGACCGCUAGCUGCCCUCUACAAUGGAGCUUCGUCCCAGCGAGGUGACCCGCUGCGAACCGACAGCAAUAAUUCACUGCCCAAGCCAGUCAACGAUGCUGCAGCAGAGACAUCGAGGGUUCCAGCAACCACCACCCGUUCCGGCCGCAGAGUGUUUGUGCCUGAACGCUACGGUGUAGUCACUUAA